Danio rerio (zebrafish) is the source of this 1164-nucleotide messenger RNA. Lineage: Eukaryota; Metazoa; Chordata; Actinopteri; Cypriniformes; Danionidae. The record is from RefSeq and is a predicted model, not a curated record.
AUGUGUCGUGGACGCCAAUUUCUCUAUGCUGCCACUCUAGGCACAGAUAUAGCUGAGGACGCAGAGCCAGAUGUGGUCAGGAAUCUCAGUGUGGUCAACAUCACAACAUCAUCUGCUUUUCUGAAAUGGGAUGAACCUCAGGGGAAUAGAUCUUACUUUAAAAUUCAGUGGAGUGAUAAUAAUAGUGUCAACUAUACAGAAACUAAUGACACAUGGUAUAACAUCACUGAUCUGACCGCUGGUGUCAGUUACACUUUUAACAUCACUGCUGUUGCAACUGAUAAAUCAACAGAGGGAGAACCUGUAGUUACCACAAAAUACACAAAGCCUGGUGUUAUAAUGAACCUCAAAGCUGAUAAUAUCACCACAUCAUCUGUUUUACUAAGCUGGACUAAACCAAAUGGCCAAAGCUCCUAUUAUAAGAUAGAAUAUGGAAAUAACAACGUGACUACAGAGAACACUUCCAUGGAAAUACAUUUUCUGGUUCCUGGAGCAAAAUACACAUUCAAAGUGUUUGCAGUUGCAGCUGAUCGAGUGACCGAGGGGGACUCUAAUCAGAUUUCACUAUUUGCCAAGCCAGUUGGAACCAGCAGUCUAGUUGUGACCAAUAUCACAACAUCCUCUGUUGUUCUGACCUGGAAUGAACCAAAUGGAAAUAGAUCUUUCUAUAAAAUUGAUUGGACUGCUGAUAAAACAAACAAAAGUGGAACAGAAAUGACGACUUCUGAUUAUUUACAAAUCACUAAUCUGACUGCUGGAGUCAGUUACACAUUCUGCAUCACAGCAGACAAUUCAAACGGAAGUGCUGCUUUCUGCAUCUCACAAUUUACCAAGCCAGAUGUGGUCAGGAAUCUCAUUGUGGCCAACAUCACAACAUCAUCUGCUUUUCUGAAAUGGGAUGAACCUCAGGGGAAUAGAUCUUUCUUUAAAAUUCAGUGGAGUGAUAAUAAUAGCGUCAACAAUACAGCAACUAAUGACACAUGGUAUAACAUCACUGAUCUGACCGCUGGUGUCAGUUACACUUUUAUCAUCACUGCUGUUGCUACUGAUAAAUCAACAGAGGGAGAACCUGUGGCUACCACAAAAUACACAAGUAUGUUUCCAUAUUUCCAGAUAAAAUUUUGAAAUGCAUCAAUUUAUGCUUGUUCAUUUGUUUCUCUUUAA